This is a messenger RNA of Lacerta agilis (Sand lizard), 1057 nucleotides long. Its product is annotated as sodium/potassium/calcium exchanger 2-like. The transcript has 9 exons. Gene Ontology annotation, cellular component: membrane. Gene Ontology annotation, molecular function: calcium, potassium:sodium antiporter activity; calcium channel activity. Bases 1 to 1017 code for a protein of 338 amino acids. The record is from RefSeq and is a predicted model, not a curated record. NCBI's taxonomy places the organism in Eukaryota, Metazoa, Chordata, Lepidosauria, Squamata, Lacertidae. Gene Ontology annotation, biological process: intracellular calcium ion homeostasis; long-term synaptic potentiation; long-term synaptic depression.
AUGCAGUCAAAUGCCGGGGAUGACCAGACACUAACGACUAAGCCCCGUCUCCAGCGUGGUGGGAGCUCCGCAUCUCUGCACAACAGUCUAAUGAGGAACAGCAUUUUCCAGCUUAUGAUCCACACUCUUGAUCCACUUGCUGAAGAGCUUGGAUCAUAUGGAAAGCUAAAAUAUUAUGACACAAUGACUGAAGAAGGAAAGUUCAAAGAAAGAGCAUCUAUUCUUCAUAAGAUGGCCAAAAAGUGUCAGGUGGAGGACGGUGAAAAACGGAACGGAAGUGCUAAUCAUGCUGGUGCCCCAAACACUGCAAAAGUUGAAGUUGAAGUGACACCACCAAAUGAUGGAGCUAUGCAAAACGGAACGGCUGUUGGAGCAGAAGAGGAAGAGGAGGACGAAGACCAGCCCCUCAGCCUGGCCUGGCCCGACACGCCCCGCAAGCAGAUCACCUACCUGGCUAUUCUCCCCAUCGUUUUUCCAUUAUGGGCUACCCUGCCUGACGUCAGAAACCCUAAGUCAAAGAAGUUUUUCCCCUUAACAUUUUUCGGAUCGAUCUCUUGGAUAGCAGUGUUUUCUUACCUAAUGGUCUGGUGGGCACAUCAAGUGGGAGAAACCAUUGGCAUCAGCGAAGAAAUCAUGGGUCUGACCAUUUUAGCUGCUGGCACAUCGAUCCCUGACCUAAUCACCAGUGUUAUUGUGGCACGGAAAGGCCUGGGGGACAUGGCAGUGUCCAGCUCUGUCGGAAGUAACAUCUUUGACAUCACUGUGGGCCUUCCUCUGCCAUGGCUCCUCUACGCUGUGAUCAACAAUUUCGUCCCGGUGGCCGUGAGCAGCAACGGGCUCUUCUGCGCCAUAGUCCUCCUUUUCAUCAUGCUGCUCUUUGUCAUCCUCUCCAUUGCGGCUUGCAAGUGGAGGAUGAACAAAAUCCUGGGCUUCACCAUGUUUGGGCUUUACUUCGUGUUCCUGAUCGUCAGCGUCCUUCUAGAAGACAGGAUCAUCGUGUGCCCUGUGUCUGUUUGACAAGGAAGGAGGUGCCGCUUUCUUGAACAACACCCCCCCC